This is a messenger RNA of Lethenteron reissneri (Far Eastern brook lamprey), 4071 nucleotides long. RefSeq names its product adaptor related protein complex 1 associated regulatory protein (gene AP1AR). The record is from RefSeq and is a predicted model, not a curated record. Gene Ontology annotation, biological process: regulation of Arp2/3 complex-mediated actin nucleation; negative regulation of cell motility; negative regulation of substrate adhesion-dependent cell spreading. Gene Ontology annotation, cellular component: endosome. NCBI's taxonomy places the organism in Eukaryota, Metazoa, Chordata, Hyperoartia, Petromyzontiformes, Petromyzontidae. Gene Ontology annotation, molecular function: AP-1 adaptor complex binding; kinesin binding.
UCUCAGUGGGAGGAGGAAGAGCGGUGGGGCUCCGCCACCCGGACUCUCGCUCAUCUCGGCCUCUCGUGUCCUCCGCCACGCCUCGGGUCCUUCCCCUAUGGCCACGGCACAGCGAUGGGCGCGUGCUGGUCAUGGUGUGUGGCCGCGCUGAGGCCGGGCGGUGCGGCAGGGAGACCCAGGCUCUCUCGGGCAGGAGGAGGAGGGUCUAAAUAUUUUAAGUCUGGCUACGCCGCAGAGCAUACAACCAUCGAGUUUGAAAACUUGGUGGAAGAAGAUGAGGUUUACAGCAGUGUCAACUCCAACCCAAGGAUGCUCACCGAGGAGGAGGUGAGGACCCUGCGGGAAGGGAAAUACGAGCACCUGGUUGAGGACCAGAGGAACCUCGACCAGAGAUUGGCGCAGCAGUUACGGGAGCAGGAGGAGAGGUUGAAAAAGGAGGAGGAGGCUUUACACAGGGCACAGAGGCUGGCUGCCCUACAUGCCAAGCAAAAGCAUGCGCGCCAGGAGAGGAGCUCUGAGCUGGAUAAGUCGUGGGUGGGAGACAGUGCUGACGAGUGGCAAGUGGCCGAUGAGGAAGAGGACUUUGAUAAUUAUCUGCAGGGGGUCAAGGCAAGAUCGGAUGCUUUUAGGAACAAAUACCGGAUCGUUGCGGAUGCGGCGAUCACCCCCAACACGGAGAGCAGCCGCACGCGGUCGUCCGCCGACGACAGCGCCUCGCUCGACCUGGAGUGGGAGGACGAGGAGGGCAUAAACCGCAUGCUGGAGGCUCAUGAGCGCUCGCGCACGGAGGAGGACCUUCUCCAAGCGUCCAUGAUGCAACCCGAGUCUCCCCGCCCGCCGGGGAGGGCGAGGAGCGACCGCGAGCAACAGCAGCAAGAGCAGCAGCAGCAGCAGCAACGGCAGCGACAGCAGCAGCAGCAGCAGCAGCAGCAGGGCGACAGCGGCGGCAACGGCUCCACCCCGGCCGCCACCUCCACCACCGAGUCAUCCCCGGGGCUCGAGUGGGAGAACGACUUUGUGGGCGCCCAGGUGGACGAUAACGGCAACGACGACGGAGGCAGCAGCGUGCCGGCUGCCGCGGGCUCGACGGACGGAUCCACGUCGGGGGACGACAGGCACGCGGCCGAUAGGUAGCCGCCGUUUCGCAACGCACGCAACGGCGGCGGCGGUUUGUAAAUGUCAUUGCCACCGCCGCACAUCGUAUGUGUUGCCUUGCAGCCGGUUUGGCCCAGACACAUUCCGUCCUCCUCCGUCCCCUCCAUCUCCUCUAACGUUUAUAUUGGCGAAGUGGCAGCUGUCACGGCUAAGGCUUCGAGGAGGGGUGGGUACGGUGUUCACAAUUGAAUUCCACGUGAAUUUGAUACACGGUCCCUUGGCACACGGUGGCCUAAGUCACAAGAUAUAUUAAUUUGUCGCAAAGCAGAUGUUUCUUCUGCUUCUUCGAAAUUGGCUUAACAUCUCGCCAAUGAGUCUCAAGACUUUACUUACCCAGGAUUUGCUGGGUAGAGCAUUAUCGUUAAAGAAUCAAGUCAUGACAUCCGACAAAUUAGUUGAAUGAUGGUGCUGGUUAAGGGCUGCGGAAAGGAGGAGUGACGCUCUGUGCAUCACCAUCGGUCUCUCUAGAGCCAAAAUAUUAUUUUGUCCAUUGGACCAAGAAAAAAACAUAACGGGGGAAAUCAAAGCAGGGAAAUUGUUGCUUUCAAUGAAAAUUUUGUUGCUGAACAGGUUUUACAUUUUCUCUGUUUUGCAGGUUUAUGCAAUGAUGAGCUUAUAAAAAUAGAUUUUUUUUUCGUGUGGUUUAUAUUUAGACCAUUUGUAUGUGGUGUGGCCUAACACAAGGAGGAAGGGGCGGGGGGGGGGGAGUGUUUUCUCAUGUAUAAUGCACUGGCUUUAGAUGCUCAACACACUGGGGAGAGAUGUUUUAUUGAAGCUACUGUAUUUCCGCAAUGUUUGUAUUAAUCUGCCUCGAAGUGUUAUCGGAACGGAAGCCCAAGUCUGUUUGUAAUGCACAGAUGUGAUCCUGAAGCAUUUUGCGUGUGUGUAAAAUACUUUUCUGCAUUCCUCAUCGGAUGUUCAAGAACACGUGCAGCAUUUCUGCAAUUGUCUGAAGAAACACAGCACAUUUACAAAACCGUGGUGUCUUGAUUUGUGAAGAACUUUUCCUUUACGUGGGCAUCUGUUUUAGUGACUCUUUCUACCCCGUUAUCAACGCGCUUAACGGUUUCACACACACACAGACAAAGAUCUCCUGUGUAGCCUCUACAUAGUUUUUGGGGCAAGUGCUGUUAGUGAUAACCUAUGAAGGGGGUGGGUGGCCAGCACCACGCCCGGCCUCCUUUCUCUCCCCAGUGGCGAUGUUGACGCACCACACCAGGUACUCAUUUGAGGCUGAGUCAACCUAGGGGAGGCCCAGCACCGGUUCAGAUAAUCGUCACUGGUGUUGGCCUUGAGCGGGAAUCGAACUCGGGUCGCCGGGUUCUUAGGGCAGCACGCUAACCGCUACACCCCCGCUCCAUACACACACACUAAGGUCACCGAUGUAGAUUUGUUUGUAUUGCUGUUAGCGAGCACCCGUUAAGGCCCACAAAGCAUGCGAGCCACUGCUGCGGUUAAAACCCAGCACGGUCAAACACACUCAUCAUUCCCCUUUGCUCGUGUUGAGCACACAGUCCCCAGGUGCUCGUGUUAUGCCAAGUUGACAUAACAGUGGCCCAGAUUCAGAUGCAAAUGGCCGAUGGCGUUGUGCAUCAUGGGAUAUAACCGGCGUAAGUGGCAAUCGUAACGUAACAUGGUUAUCCUGCCGUGUUGACGAAUCUUGAAAAAACGCUCCGCUUGGUCAAUGCGCAGCCGAUGCGAGUGCAUCGGGUUUUAUUUCGUGAAUAUCCGCGCAGGAGGACGGGGAGGGGGCUUGACCGGGCAUGCUCAGUUGUUGGACACAUUGCGAAUUGGCGCGCUGUGGGAGUUGCCGUCAUCGAUUUCGAACCGAGUGAGUUAUUUUACCGUUUAAAGGGUCCAACCUGAUUUAGGCUUAAUUAAGUUGGUUCAUUCUGACCACACGCCCCCCCCCCCCCCGCUCGCCCCCUACGUUAUGAAUAAAUAUGUCCAUUUGUUUUAUGAAACCUGGUUGCGGGUGGCAGUUCGGUGUGAUGAAUGUUUACUUCGAGGUAGGUGUUUGUUUUAGAAUAAUUUGUCACGAUUUCGUGCCACUUCGUGUCUGUUAUAGUCAAGCUGUUAAACGUUGCAAUGAAGCUCGUUGGUCUCAGCAAAAAAACUAAAAUCGACGUAUCCUAAAUUUCCCCUUGGGUCAACAAAGUUCAUUGAUUUGCCUUAAUUAAAUCACAGCUGUUGAGUUGUGCGAUGAAUUUCCCACACGCAACCGCCGUACAUAACGUAACUUUUUUUUUUAAAGCAAUGGCUUUACAACAGCAGACAUUGCCUGUGACAUUCAGGAAGAAAAAAAAACCUGCCAUACAGCUGCCAAUCGGCGAAGUUAAUGUUGCGUUUGAUGCAUCUGGACCGCAAGACCACGUGCCAUGUUCGUGAAUGUUGAUGUCUUCCAUCCGUGACCGAUGUAUCUACGUGCAAUUUUACACCUUGAACUUGUUAACGAUAAAAAGUCGCUUCAAGUUUUCUUUCUGUUUUGAGCAGCAAAGCCGCCUGGCACCAGUGAAGGAAAUUCCACAUUCCCAUGACAGGGGUCAGUUUAUUCAUCAGACGACCGUAGAGGUGGAGAGGCUUGUGGGUCAGGUCAUCCCCACCGCAACCGGGGGAUUUGAACUCUUGUGACCUUCCGACAGCACGAGCCGAGAGCACAAUUCCCGUUGUAAAGUAAAAAAAAUAGCCACGGGAGGAGGGGGGGGUACAGCUACUCUGGAAUCCCAAAGCUGAUUCAAACCUAGGGCUAUGGUUCGUCAUCCACGGUGGCCUCAUCUGAGUGUCUGACUGCACGCACACACAGCAAGCAAGGAGUGGGUGGGGUGUAACAUGGGAGAGACCUCACCGCGCACCUCUUUCAAAGUCGUGUGACCGGUACAAAGGAAUCAUACUCUUGGGUUUUUUCGGUAAAGUCAU